CGUAUGAAGACGAACGAAUUAACCAAAGACUUCAAGGUUUAAGAUGAUUUAUCGAAUUUCCGGCACGCCGCAAACUGCUCCCUUAGCAUCCCUCCAGACCCCCCCCGGCCCUGGAAAGUCCUACAAUGGUACCUAGUAGUCUUAGUAAUAUCGGUCACUCUCUUCUCUCUUUUCUCUUAUUUUCUCUCUUAUUUUGUGUCUCCUCCUCUUCCCUCUUCCCCUCUCCUGUGAGAUGUUAGUGUCAGCCUCUCCUUAAAGCUAAGGGUAUUUCCAUUCUAUUCCUUGGCCCCCUUACCUACUUCUCUUUUUCCAAACUGCCCACCUAGUACAAAGUCCUGAACUGAACGUGGUUUCCUCCCUCCUACGGUUUGAACUACGUGAUCAUCCACCUCCUCCUCACUUACGUGCUUUCCUUUCAAGUUGGCAAAAAUUGGAAGGUAACUGGAUACUUGACACUUUCCUCUUAAAAUAUUUACCUACCUAGUCAAGCAGUGUGUAGAUUUACUUUUACCUGACUUUCGGAAAUCAUGUCGGCCGUAUUCCCAGCACCGCAUUCGGAGGCUGGAUAUCUAAAUCAGGACGGUGAAGGCCGUACCGUCAUGGCGGAGGUGCCUGUGACCAUAUCUCCAACCCCUAAGAAACCUAAGCAACAAACUCCCCAGCAAGCCAUUGACGAUUUCUGGGCUAAGUUUACUACCAAGGCCCCUGGGAAAGCAACUACUGUUAUUCCGCAUAAUGAGUACGCUGAAAAAGCAGCGAAACGAUCGGCCAAGGCUGUUGGCACAAACACUCAGACGUCGUACGAAGAAGCCGCUGCCGUCUGCAAAGCCAAGGUCGCCAAAAUCGUAAAGGAGUGUCGCCGAGUGAAUCAGAAAUACCGAGAUCCUCAUUUUGAUCUUGAGUCUGACUUGAAAUGGGGGAGUCGUGAUACGCUUGAGUCACUCAGCAACAUCGAAGAUAAGCCAGACUCAGACUUCAGCCCGAAGAGCGUCAAGCGUGUGGUCGACAUCUUUGAUGAUCCUAAGUUUUAUAUCGAGGGUCCCACCGCUAAUGACGUCAGACAGGGUCGUGACGGCGACUGCUGGCUGCUUGCUGCUCUCUGUACCCUCAGCAACAAACCUAGCUUGAUUGAGAGGGUGUGCGUAGCUCGCGACGAGCAAGUUGGUGUCUACGGCUUCGUUUUCCACCGCGACGGCGAGUGGAUCUCCGAGAUCAUCGAUGACAAGUUGUUUCUCACCAAACCCGAUUUUGACGAGAGUUUUCUUGAGCGCAUGCUUUGGGAAGAUCGCGAAAGGAUCAAUUCUGAAGAGCAAUACCGAAAGGCCUACCAGAGUGGGUCCGGCGCCUUGUACUUUGCUCAAUGUGAGCAUGAAAACGAGACCUGGCUGCCACUGCUCGAGAAGGCCUAUGCCAAGGCGCACGGGGACUACACAGCGAUCGAAGGUGGCUAUACCGGUGAGGGUAUCGAGGACCUCACCGGCGGAGUUACCUCGGAGCUCUAUGCCUCAGAUAUCCUGGACAAGGAGUACUUCUGGAAAGAGGAGCUCAUGAAAGUCAACGAUGAGUUUCUCUUCGGAUGCUCUACAGGUAUGUGGGGCGUGGGAUGGGGUGAACGCAAGGGGAUCGUCGAACUUCAUGCCUAUUCGAUCAUGAAGGCUGUUGAUAUAGACGGCCACCGCCUUGUCUUGUUGAAGAACCCAUGGGGAAAGGGAGAAUGGAAGGGCGCAUGGGCUGACGGCAGCAAAGAAUGGACGGCAGAAUGGUUGCUUAAGCUCAAUCAUCGCUUUGGCGACGAUGGCAAUUUUUGGAUCUCGUAUGACGAUCUACUUCGUAAAUACCAGGCUUUCGACCGAACUCGACUCUUUGGACCGGAGUGGAAGGUUACCUCCCUUUGGACCACGCUUUCGAUUCCUUGGACACUAGAUUACCACGAUACUUAUUUCGAUUUCUCGCUAGCAAAGGCCGGCCCGGUUGUCAUCGUGCUUUCUCAGCUUGACGAUCGAUACUACCGUGGCCUUGAGGGCCAGUACCGGUUCGAACUAAAUUUUCGCUUGCAUAAGAACGGACAAGAAGACUAUGUCGUACGCAGCAUUAACCCAUACUGUCAGAAUCGUUCGGUCAAUGUGGAGUUGGAGUUAGAAGAAGGCGAAUACACUGUCCUGCUAAAAAUCAACGCGACUCGCUACAUGAGUAAGCUGCCGAUAGAGGAGGUUGUUCGGAACAAUGCGCGAGAUCGUAGGGACAAGUUGGUUGCUGUCGGGAUGUCUUAUGAUCUAGCCCACAGCAAAGGGAAGAUCAUAGAAACCCCCGAGGAAAAGAAAGCCCGAAAGGAAGCGGAGAAGCGAAAAAAGGAGAAGGAGCGCCAGGAGUUUAAGAAGAAGAUCAUGCAAGAUCGUAAAAAUGAACAUUAUCUCCACGUCAAGGUUCACAAAAAGAACCAGGAAAUAAAAGCAAAGGCUAAAGCGAAGGCACAGGCCAAGAAAGCUGCUAAAGCCGAGAAGCUGAAGUUCAAGAUGGCUGCCGAGGAGGCCAAAGGUUCCAAAGAACAGCAACCAGAACCUGACAAGGAAAAGCAUGUUCAAGUAGUGUCUCCAAGUCAGACCCCGGAGCCAGAAUCCAAAGAACCAGGUUCUGAAUCAAUUACUGAUCCCAAAAUCGAGACUCCGUCUACAGAGCCCAGCAAGACCACUCCAGAGCCUGAUAAAACUUCUACGGAUGUAUCACCAAAAUCUGAAGAACAGCUUGAGGUAUCAAGUUCGGGUGAGAUUAUCGGCUCUGUUAAGGUUGAAGAUAACGUCGACCUAAUUAAAGGGCCGGCGGAAUCGAAAGGUGAAAGCCCCAAACUGGACGAAGAUGACAAGUCUCAGGAGAAAGGAGAAAGUCAGGAUGAUGAAGAGUCUUCAUCUGACGAGAGCGAUAUCUUAUCGGUCUCUGAGAUUAGUGAUCGAGAAUUAGACAUUCGACUCGAACGCCAGGCCAAUGAACCUACACUACCUUCUCCCCCGCCACCUGUGGGAUUGCCGGAUGAGGAGGAGGACGAGUUCGAGAGCAAUCCGUGGAAUGCUGUCACAACUGUCGGCUUGCGUGUGUACUACAAGGUGGUGGAUGAGGAUAAGGAUAAAGAGAUUGUAAAGUUGCGCGUAGUUCGUCCAAACCCAUAUGCGGACGACAAGAAAGACAAGGACGACAGCGAGAGUGAUAAGGACGAUGACGAGGAUGAUGAGGAGGAUAUCGCUGACGGCAAGCAGAACGAGCCAAAGAGUUCCAAAGGCCUCGACGUCGACGACAGCUCCAAAGAUGCUACUUUAGAAGGGGAUAAUGAGCAAAGAAGAAAGAGCAUCUUAUCUUUAAUACCAACUCCUUAGUAAAGAUGGAUUGUCAUGAAAAUGUACGA
This is a messenger RNA of Annulohypoxylon maeteangense, 3394 nucleotides long. Its product is annotated as cysteine proteinase. Gene Ontology annotation, molecular function: calcium-dependent cysteine-type endopeptidase activity. Lineage: Eukaryota; Fungi; Ascomycota; Sordariomycetes; Xylariales; Hypoxylaceae. The record is from RefSeq and is a predicted model, not a curated record. Gene Ontology annotation, cellular component: cytoplasm. The coding region runs from base 528 to 3365 and encodes 945 amino acids. The transcript is spliced from 2 exons. Gene Ontology annotation, biological process: proteolysis.